GUUCCAAUAGAAGAUUUUGAUGAAAACUGGUGGCUUUUAGUGACAAACAUGUGGAUGCAAUGGAAUAUCUAUAAAUAUGUAAAUAGUGAUAUUUGUAAAGUUUUCGCUUGCUAUUUUACAAAGCAUCAAAGUUCUAGCACCUGGCAAAAAGAAAAUUUAGUUUCAUUACAAAUAGUAAAAAUCGAACAUUAUAAAAAUUCUCCAAACCACAGUCAUUCUCUAGAAGAAAAUGAAGCAGUUAAAAAUUAUUUACCUUCAGUGAUAACUGCUGCUGUAAAAGAAUUCGCGAUGAUUAAGCUAGUAGAAGCUCAUCUCAUUGGUAAUUCCAACUUAAAAGUAAAUCUUUCAAAUGCUAUAUCAUUUUUAAUAAAGCAAGGAUAUCAGGUUGAACACUUUUGUAUUCUCCAAAAGAAAACUAAGGGCUCGUAUCUUUUUGUUAGUACUAAAGAUAGUGAUACUAUUGAAAAGGCAUUAAAAAUAAUCAGAAAUAAGUUUUGUUACUGGUUCCCUCGUUAUAUACUUUUUGACCAAAGUAGUAUCGAGGCAAAAGGUGUUAAAAAAGCAUUUUCUGGGGUAAACGCUAGUGAACAAGAAUAUGAAUUAAUCCUUUGCGUCGUUUACAUAAUGAGGACUUGGUUGUCAAAAAUUUAUGAAAGAUCUUAUGUUACCUCUACGAAUCUGUUAGAAUCUUAUCAUAGUGAGUUGAAAAGAGCAACAUCUUCAUUCCAUGGUUUAAUAGGUGUAGCAUAUAAUAUUGUUGCUUUUGAUAAUAAAAAAUGGUCUAAUUCUGAGUUUGUCGCUUUCGAUUUCCAGAUUAAAAAAAUAUCUGCUUAUGGUGUUGAGAAUGAUAUUUUGAUAGAAAUUCAUAAAUUUCCUUAUCUAUUUCAGCAAUUAUUAGUAAAGGAAGCCUGUGCUGUGAUGAAUAGAAUCGAAAAAGAGAGUGGUUUUGAAGUUUACGAAGGACGUGAGUUAGUGAUAGUAGAAUUAGUACAAACAGAACAACAAAGAAAAACUAAAAAUCUAAAACUUACCAUGAAUGAACUUAACGAAAGGGUAUGUAACAAAUAUUGGAAUACUGUAUCUAGUAGAGACAUUGAAAGGGCAGAAGUUUUCAUCUCAAUACGAGUAGGUAGGCGAACUAGCUUUAUUGCCAAUAUAGUAAAUGAAGUGUUCAAUGGUACUAGUUGA
This is a messenger RNA of Scutellospora calospora, 1188 nucleotides long. Lineage: Eukaryota; Fungi; Glomeromycota; Glomeromycetes; Diversisporales; Gigasporaceae. The record is from the annotation of a GenBank genome assembly.